CAAUCCCAGCUAGGAGGCUUGAGCCGGCUGACAGUUCAUGAACUCGCUCGUGCAUCAGAUCGACGCCAACUGUACAAAGGUAUAAAGGUAACUGAUUCACCCACAGUCUCACUCUCUUCGAUCACAACAUCUUUUCUCUUUUACCCACCCAUCUCGCGUUAAAAAUGGGCAAGCUCAUCGUGGUCUGCGGUGCAACCGGGCAAGUAGGAGGUUCGAUCGCGCGCCGCAUGCUCAAAGAAGGGUGGAAGGUGCGCGCCAUCACGCGGAACCAACAGGGCGCCGCGGCGAAAGCGCUUGCAGCCGAAGGGGCCGAGCUGGAGUCGGCGGACUUCGACGACGUUGCAUCUCUGACCAAGGCUUUCAAGGGUGCCAAUGCAGUCUUCGGCCUCACGCAGUUCUGGGAUUAUAUCCUACAGCUCGGUCAGAAGGGAGCUGGCGAAAAGGAGUACCAGCAAAUGCUCAAUAUUGCUACCGCUGCACAACAUACAGAAGGACUCGAACAUUUCAUCCUGCACAGCUUGCCCGCGGGCGAGAAAGUGACCGACGGCAAAGCCUUCUGCGCCCAUACAGAUUACAAGGACCAUGCGGUCGAUGAGAUGAAGAAAAGCAUGCCGGAGCUGAUGAAGAAGACAACGUUCCUGUGGAUGGGUUUCUUCAGCAGCAAUCUCUGGACGAUGCUUCGACCCGUGGAAAUUCCCCAUACCUACGGCGGCCACGUCUGGCUUCAAGCCUGCCCUGCCGACACCGUCAUGUGGGUCAGCGAUGUUGAGAAUAACGUCGGUCUAACUGUCAAAUACAUCCUGGAGAAGCCGCAGAUUUCGACGCCGGCGAAGGUGAUUUGUACGCCGGUCGAAAAGGUAACGAUGGCGGACGUGCUCAAGACUUGGACCGAGGUUUCUGGCAAGCGUGCGGAGUACAUCAGCAUCUCGGAAAAGAACGCUGCAGGUAUCUUCGGUAUCCACGGACAGGAGAUUGCGGAUCAAUUCAAGUGGAACUCGAUGGAGACAGAUUGGGCGAAAGGGUACCAUGCGGAUUUUGUACCCGUGGAGGAGCUGGGGAUCCCGAAGAAUGAAAUACUGAGUCUGAAGCAGUCUUUCGAGGCGAACAAGGAGAAGCUGUAAAGCAGAUAGGAAGAACGUUACCGUACUCCGCUACGACGUCAGUAUUCGUAGCACAUGUAUCUUGAGCGUGACAAGGUAGUCUCC
This is a messenger RNA of Baudoinia panamericana UAMH 10762, 1205 nucleotides long. RefSeq lists its product as uncharacterized. Bases 165 to 1121 code for a protein of 318 amino acids. The record is from RefSeq and is a predicted model, not a curated record. The transcript has 4 exons. NCBI's taxonomy places the organism in Eukaryota, Fungi, Ascomycota, Dothideomycetes, Mycosphaerellales, Teratosphaeriaceae.